Messenger RNA from Saprolegnia diclina VS20, 1811 nucleotides. RefSeq lists its product as hypothetical. The coding region runs from base 14 to 1582 and encodes 522 amino acids. NCBI's taxonomy places the organism in Eukaryota, Oomycota, Saprolegniomycetes, Saprolegniales, Saprolegniaceae. The record is from RefSeq and is a predicted model, not a curated record. Gene Ontology annotation, molecular function: small GTPase binding; GTPase activator activity. Gene Ontology annotation, biological process: activation of GTPase activity; nucleocytoplasmic transport. Gene Ontology annotation, cellular component: perinuclear region of cytoplasm; cytosol; nucleus. The transcript has a single exon.
CAACGCUUGAACUAUGCGUGCAACCGACGAGGCUGGCCCGUCGAAGGUCGCCAAGCGCCCGCCCGCGACGCUGUUUGCGCCCAAUAUUAUCGAGGCGAUUGCGCGCUGCAUACUCUGCCCGCAUGCACUGCUUUUGUACCUGCGCGCGCAGCCAGCGCGCGCGUUGUCGCCAGCGCUCUGCAGUCUCUUGGCGCUGGCGGCGACGACGCCGAGCAUGCACCUCUGGCCUCGCCUCGUCCUCGCAUCGACCAAUGACGACGACACCUGCCAUUACGUUGCGCUUAUGGGCCUUGUUCCAUCCACCGCGCUGCUCGAGCGCAUCGCGCCAGGCUCUGUGCUUGGCCGCGCGAUCGUCGCGCACGCAACCAAGCUCCAUGUCGCCAACCUCGCGACGCUCGACCACAUUGCCAACGCCGUCGACGCAUACGCCGCACAGAUCAUCGGCAUCGAGCUGAAAUCGACGCGCGCGCUGCCGCGUACGACGACGCGCUCCGACUUGGGUGCGUGCUUGACCUCGUGCACGCACCUCCAGACGCUCACACUGCGCGUGCCGCUCGAGAGCCUUAGCCUCGUCGCAUUGGCGCUCACAAGCAAGCACACGACACUGUGCUCUUUGCACCUUACGCUGUUUGAGCCGCGCGCAAAAAGGAUACCUCCCAGCGCGGCCGAGAGCGACGAGGCGGUGAGCUUGGUUACGCCUUUGCAUCAGAUUCCGAGCGUGCACGUGGGUAUCGACGGCCUCGCCGCGCUGCCUGCGCCGCUCCAUACAGCGAUGCGGGACCUUGCGUCCAUCAACAGUGUGUAUUUGGGGCGAUCUAUCGAGCCGACGACGACGGUCUUGGAUGGGACGCCACUGCCCGUGCUAUGGCGCAGUCUCAUGCUCGACGCCAUGGAGCUCGACGCAGUCCAAGGCACCAAUGUCGCGGCGACGCUGGAAGACGCAGCGCUGUCACGCCUUGUGCUACGUGGCUUUUCCUCAUUGCCAGUGCUGCUGCCGACACUGCCGACUCUUUUGCAGCUGCGGGCAUUGAGGAUCGAAGCCGUGGCCAUCCCAGACGCACAGGAUCUUGCUAGUGCGAUGAGCCACCUCUCGCUGCUCUCAGAAUUCGUCGUGCGGCAAGCCGAGCUGUCGGACGCGUCGCUGUCGACGCUGACGGGCGCGUUCCAUCGAGACGAGGGCUGUGGCCGGUACCUCACACACCUCGAUCUCAGCAGCAAUGCGCUUUCGUCGCUUGCCGCCGUCGUGUCGGCCUUGCCCAAGCUGCCGACGCUGCGGUACUUGGACGUGCACGACAACCAGAUUGGUGCAGCUCACAUGGCAUCGUUUCAAACGGCGUUGAGGGCGCACCCCACGCUGCAUGUACUCGAUAUCUCAAGGAAUGGUCUUGGCACUGACGGCGUCGUGACGCUGCUGCGAGGCGCCAAGCUACAACUGCACGUGAACGCCUCCGACAAUGGCCUCGAUCUCGACGCGUGUUAUAUCGCGUUGCACGAGCUCAAGAAACACCGCGAUCGCAUUUUGCUCGACGAGACGGCGCUAUGGAAUGUCCCAAUACCGUUUGAAUACAGUUGGACGCCGUAAGAGACCACUUGCGUCAUUUUCACCCACGAGACUUAUAGGUCCCAAUCGCAUAAGUCUCGGUGUCAGUCGAGUCACGUGAGACACCCAGAGGCACCUCUCUCUUCUUUCCUUUGUCAAGAAGCUAUCCUACGGCGCUCGUAGCGUUGGGUCGUUGCUUCUUGCGACUUGGACUGCAUUUCCACCUCAAGUGUGGCAGCAAAAGCAACACAUAUAACAUGCUACGUUGUGG